Molecule: messenger RNA, 318 nt
Organism: Clonostachys byssicola
Lineage: Eukaryota; Fungi; Ascomycota; Sordariomycetes; Hypocreales; Bionectriaceae
Source: the annotation of a GenBank genome assembly
AUGAUCUACGACCAGUGUCCCCGCGACCUUGACAUCGUGAUCGUCGGCGGACCGUCCAAGAACCAUCACCCUGCUGCAGCCGAUAACUUGGGUGUGCUCGAUAGCAUCGAGGCGACCAUCAACAGGCCCAUUCAUGCAAGUGCCAAGGAAGCCCAUAACAAGGUCAGAUGGGUUGAUAAGCCCUGGGCGACUUCACCCAAGCCCUUCGAGGGUAAAUCAGCCGUGUGGACAGCUGGCGGUGGUGAUGCAUUUGCCAUUCCAGAGGGCAUAGGAUAUGAACCUGGUCCCCAGGAUUACCAGGAUAAUACCCAGCGUUGA